Colletotrichum lupini is the source of this 708-nucleotide messenger RNA. RefSeq lists its product as uncharacterized. The record is from RefSeq and is a predicted model, not a curated record. The transcript has 5 exons. The coding region runs from base 1 to 708 and encodes 235 amino acids. NCBI's taxonomy places the organism in Eukaryota, Fungi, Ascomycota, Sordariomycetes, Glomerellales, Glomerellaceae.
AUGAGACUGGCUCAAGGGAAAAAGGAGAAGGAGAAGAGCUUGGUGAUGGAUGGAUUGAGGUCUGCCUACUCCAUAUGUUCCCCCUGUCUUUGCGCCAUCAUCUGGUAUUCUUGCGCUGAACUCCAGCCGCCCGUGGGUCACAACGUGACGGACCAUGGAGGGAGAAGAACCCUCGUGAAACAAACCACCAUUGGAUCAACGGAUCCGAGUCACCACUCUCUAACCAUGGCAUGUGCCAGACUCUCGGAGCGGCCUCUCAGAUCGACCCUGCCUCCAACGUCUAAACUCCCCGGCACCUCGAUGUAUUAUGGCGAAGUCACCGUCAAACUCCACCACGGAGACUUCUCCACAAAAGUUUCGCGGAGUCGCAUUUCAGCAGUCUCAGGAGUUCGGUUUGUCUCAACAUCCCUCCAGAAAAAGGUCUUGGCUAAGUCUUGGCUAAAGGGGCAUUCUGUUCCUCCAACUACCACGUCAAAUACUCUUGGCAAGUUUGCUCAGGUCGACAACAUCCAUCUGAACUAUGAGCAAAGACAGAAAAAGCUCAACACGCAAUGCGCCAAGCCCACCUCCAAAACGUCCGUCUGGGGUGACGCUCAACCCAAGUCCUUCCAGCUCAUCCGAUGGACGAAUAAACGUCAUGUGCCAUCCGUAACUCGGGAUGUCAGACUCCUGAAACAUCACACCCCGGUACACAACCUCACCACAUAG